Astyanax mexicanus (Mexican tetra) is the source of this 6451-nucleotide messenger RNA. RefSeq names its product lysine (K)-specific demethylase 3B (gene kdm3b). The transcript is spliced from 24 exons. Gene Ontology annotation, cellular component: histone deacetylase complex; chromatin. Lineage: Eukaryota; Metazoa; Chordata; Actinopteri; Characiformes; Acestrorhamphidae. The coding region runs from base 300 to 5741 and encodes 1813 amino acids. The record is from RefSeq and is a predicted model, not a curated record. Gene Ontology annotation, biological process: regulation of transcription by RNA polymerase II. Gene Ontology annotation, molecular function: chromatin DNA binding; transcription coregulator activity; histone H3K9 demethylase activity.
GUGUGUACGAGGAGUGCGUUUGGUUACAGAGAGUCUAAAUGGCGGACGCGGAGUAGAGGCCAUAGUAAGAACAAUAACAUUUUACUCAUUUGCUAAAAGGCGGCUGAAAAUUGCUUUGGAGCCCACAAAAUACACCCUCCAGUAGAGGGGACGCCCAUGCAUGUGUGGCUUAGGGUUUGUUACGAUCCAGCGUUUGAGUUUUUGUCUGUUUUAGGGGCACUGCAGCGGUUCUCUCCAGCUCAUUUCAGCGGAGUUCUGAAGGCAGGGAGGAAGUGUAUCUUCAUGGUGGCCCUGUAAACAUGGGCGACUCUCUCGGUCUGAUCGGGAAGCGACUGCUGCUGCUCCUCACCGAUGGAGCUCCUACUGCGGCCAGCGACGUGGGCCAGGCCGCCUGGCUGCGGGGGACCGUGCGGGCGGUCAGCGUUAUCGGCCUGGCGAGCCCGGGGGUAGAGGUGUUUGUGGAGUUUGAGGACAGCCCAUGGCGUAAGCGCUCCUGGGUGCAGGUGCAUGGGGAGGAGGUACGAGUGGCUCUGAUGGAGAGUGCCAUUGUGUGGGCCCCUCGAAGUGAGUCCACCACUGGAGGAGCAUCUGCCAGCCACUGGCCAGCCCUUGUGUUCCAACCACUUGUGGACCGUGUGGGCUUGGCAGCUCUGGUUCCUGUAGAGUUCUUUGGAACCAAAAAACUGGAGUUCCUCAGCAGUGCAGGCUCACUGCAGAGAUUUGAGCCUGAAAAAGAUGUAAGGCACACCCUGCUGCAGGAGCAGCCGGCCCUCCAUGCCGCCGUCAGCAGCUGGCAUCGGGACGCCGAACUGCAGGACAUUCUCCGAAAAGGACCCUACACCAUCCAGGGUCGAAGGGUGCAGGUAUAUCAGCCAGAGUUUGAAGAGUCUUGGGCAUGUGGGCUUGUUUCGCAGCAUGAUCCUGUUUCACAUAUUAUGGAGAUUACAAUGGAUCAGGGUGAAGAAACUCAAGUAGUUGAUCCUCGUGUCAUUCAUGUAAUGCUUGCUUUGGAUAAUGUAGAUGAGAGCCAGGAUCGGCGAAAGAAAGAGAUGGACGGAGGAAAAGGUGAGGGUGGACGGCGGCGGCGCACUGCAUCGGAAGAUGAUGAAGACAUGACGCUCAAGCGCUUCAAGGGAGCCAGGGAGGGCGAUGCAGAUGGACAGAAUGGCAGCGGGUCCGGCAAAGACUGCGAGUCUAUGGUAACAAGGGGUGGAGAAACGCCGUCAGUGGGAGUGGUAGAGGGGAAAGAUGGAGUAGGAGUAGUGACUGGGAAAGGGAGCUCCAACGCUAGUCCAGAGGUAGCAACUGCAGCUAAUAGCACUUCCUCUCAGCAGGAUCAUUCCAGUGGCAGAUCUGUCGGCUUCAUCAAGGAGAACGGCAGUGGAUCCCAGAGCCAAGAUAAAGUGGGACCUCUUUUAUCUGCAGUGCUUCCUGUGUCCACCCCUACACCACCACCGUUGAAGCCUGCUCCAUCUGCGUUUUCUAACACCUUUCCUUCUUUGGGCCAGAUGCCCAACUUGGUGCCUGGAGCUCCUGCUCCUAAAUUGUCCCCAACAGCGGAGAGGGAGGAUGGUGUCCUUGCAGGCUAUCCCAAAACUGCUGCUCUGGUGUCCCCAGGCCCGGUUACCAUCUCUUCACCUUCCCAGGACAACACUCCUAGUGUGAUUCUUUCUGCACCCUCAGACCUCAGCCAGAAGGCCCCUGUUUGGGGUGCUUCUCCAGAAGUAAGCCAAACACCCAAGACCGCCACUCUCGCUGCAGGAUUCAGCCCCUCACAGCCUAAGCAGUCCAGCGGUGCAGUAUUCGGUGAUGUUCCUGCGCAGACAAAUGGAUCUUCCCAGGAGAACAAGUCCUUUGGAUUUUAUUUUGCCAACUCAAAAGAACCUCAGCAGCAGGCAUCUGAUCCAUCGCAGAACUUGUUCUUCCAGUGCAUGUCUCAGACGCAAGCUCAAAGCCCAAGCAUCGCUCAGGUCCAGACAAAGGACAGUAACUACUUUACAGCCUUGUCGGAGUGCCUGAGCAAAGAGCCGCCAAGCUUGUUCAAAGCUGCUGCUCCUGCUGAGGGCAUAAAAAAGGCAGUUGUGGCCUCAGCAUCUGUGGGACUGUUUGGUUCUGCAUCCCCUGGCAGCUUGGCUUCAUUAAAAGAGCUGCCCAAAGUGCCUGAUGCCAAGCCAGCAGGUAAUGGAAUUCUAGCAACCAAGCCUUUUGGAGCAGGAGGAGAAACAUUGGGGAAAAUUGGUGCUGGUUUCCCCACGGCUGUUGGAAGCAGCCCUGCUGUAAGUUCAGCGGACAUUUCAAAACCUUCUAUAGGGCUUGGGGCCUCAUUGGGCCCGGGGUCCACUGGACUCGGUGGUACUAGUGGUGGGAUGCGAAACACUAGUAGUGCUGCCCCCGUUGGUGGAUUUGGUUUGCUCUCGGGUGGUAAAGCAUCAGAAGCUCAUGAGAACUUGUUUCUGCAGGCCUCAAAAGAGUCUAAUCCUUUUCUCGCUUACAGUGGUGCUGUUUCACAUGGUCCAUUUAGUGGAUUGUCCACAUCAAAACAACUGCCCUCAUCAGUGUCCACUCCUUUGCCUACUGGUAGUUCUGGAGUUACUAGCCAAGAUCCACCUGUAUCUGAUAACCAACCAAAUUUAUUUACUAUGGUCGAACCUCCCAAGGGAAUCCUAUCUUCCCAGUUUGUUGGCUCAGCAGCAGCAUCAUCAUCAUCUUCCUCGUCUCCUGCUUCUUUCGUCUCUAGCCAAGAUGGGCAACAGGUGCUUAAAUCCACUAAAGAGGGCUCGGAGGCUGGAUCUGCAGCUUGUGUCAACUCUGCAGAGGGCCAGGCUGCCACCGUGCCCUUCAACCAGACGUCUCAGAAGUUUUCCCUGGGUGAUCGAGGCCAAGCAAGCAAACGGGACUCUGACUCCAGCACGAACAGUGACCUGUCUGACCUGAGUGAAAAUGAGGAUGCUACAGAACAGAGUCAGAACCCUGGCACCCAGCUUACAUCUGCUGAUGGAGCUGAGGUGAACAAGCUUAAAUCCCAGGUUCCUGCUAAAAGCCGGCCAAGGAGUCAAACCAUUAAAGUAGGUCAGUCAGUGUUAAAGGACCAGAGUAAGGUGCGGCGGCUGAAGCAGUCUGGUGAGGCCUUCCUGCAGGACGGCUCCUGCAUCAAUGUAGCACCACACCUGCACAAGUGCCGAGAGUGCCGGCUGGAGCGCUACCGCAAGUCUCGCGAUCAAGAGUCAGAUGAUGAUGAUGACCCCAAUGUGGCCUGCCGCUUUUUCCACUUCCGCAGACUGGCUUUCACGAAAAAGGGGGUGCUUCGUGUGGAGGGAUUCCUAAGCCCGCAGCAGAGUGACAAUAUGGCCAUGGGUCUGUGGCUCCCCACCAUAAAUGCACAGGAAAGUCUCGAUCUGGACACAUCCAAGUACAUCCUGGCCAAUGUAGGCGACCAGUUCUGCCAGCUUGUUAUGUCCGAGAAAGAAGCCAUGAUGAUGGUGGAGCCUCAUCAGAAGGUGGCAUGGAAGCGAGCAGUGCGGGGCGUGAGGGAGAUGUGUGAUGUGUGCGAGACAACGCUCUUUAACAUCCACUGGGUAUGUCGCAAGUGUGGCUUUGGUGUUUGUCUGGAUUGUUACCGGCUACGAAAGAACCGGCCUCCUGAUGAGGUUGAUGACUGUUCAGAUGAUGAGGUCUUCUCAUGGCUCAAGUGUGCAAAAGGUCAACCUCAUGAACCCCAGAACCUCAUGCCUACUCAAAUUAUACCUGGCACAGCACUGUAUAAUAUUGGGGACAUGGUACACGCAGCACGAGGCAAGUGGGGAAUUAAGGCGAACUGUCCCUGCACCAGUCGACACAACAAACCUGCAGUGCGGCCCACUGCUCCCAAUGGCCUUUCACAAUCGGGUGCAACUCCCAAUACAGGGAAUGGUGCUUCCACUUCAACCACGCCCCGCCCAGAUGGAGAUCCCACACCGCCUGUGGCAGUCAAAGUGGAACCUGCGGCAGAGGGAAGCAGUGCUGAAACGCCUUCAGGCCCCAGCAGUGCCAGCAGUGCCAGCAGUAACUCUACACCUCCAGUCACUGUCCAGCCAGCUGCCUCCAAGGAUAUUAAAGGCAACCCCUCAUCUGCCCUCCACUGGCUCGCUGAUCUGGCCACACAGAAGGCCAAAGAGGACUCCAAAGAUUCGGGUUCUCUGCGGGCCAUGAUGGGUCGUGAAGCCCGUACUCCCUUCGGUCUGGAUGCCUUCAGCACUCUCUCCAAACCAUCAGGGCCGAGUCCCAAGCUUUUCAACAGCCUGCUUCUGGGCUCUGGGCCAGCGCAGCCCAAAGCUGAGGGCACCAGUCUGCGUGACUUGCUUAACUCUGGCCCAGGAAAACUGACGCAGGCUCCUGAUGGUGGAGUCCCCUUUCCCUCCGUGUUCACGUCUUCGUCGUCUGGAUCUGAUAAGAUGAAGGGAGGUCUACCCACCAUUCUGGACCACAUCAUUGCUUCUGUGGUAGAGAACAAGAAGGCAGAAGGGCGCCGUGCCUCCGGCUCAACAGAGACCGGAGAGCUUCCAAAUAUCCCACGCAGAGAAGGGGCGAUGGGCCUUAGUGUCCUGGACCCCCAUACAUCUCAUUCUUGGCUGUGUGAUGGUCGACUCCUGUGCCUACAGGACCCCAGCAACGGCAACAAUUGGAAGAUCUUCAGAGAGUGCUGGAAACAGGGGCAGCCGGUACUGGUAUCUGGCAUCCACAAGAGGCUUAAGAGCGAACUGUGGAAGCCGGAAGCCUUCAGUGAAGAGUUUGGAGACCAGGAUGUAGAUCUGGUCAACUGCAGGAACUGUGCCAUCAUCUCUGACGUCAAAGUCCGAGAAUUCUGGGACGGCUUCCAGAUCAUCUCCAAACGGCUGCAGGGUUCAGAUGGGCAGCCCAUGGUACUGAAACUGAAAGACUGGCCUCCAGGGGAAGACUUCCGAGACAUGAUGCCCACACGGUUCGAUGAUCUCAUGGAUAACCUGCCUCUGCCUGAGUAUACUAAAAGAGAUGGGCGACUCAACCUGGCCUCACGUCUUCCCAACUUCUUUGUGCGACCAGAUCUGGGCCCCAAGAUGUAUAACGCAUACGGUCUGAUCUCCACGGAGGACAGGAAGGUUGGCACAACGAAUCUGCAUCUUGACGUGUCUGAUGCUGUUAAUGUGAUGGUUUAUGUGGGAAUUCCUGAAGGAGAAGGCGAUCAAGAACGAGAGGUGGCCAUCACCAUAGAAGAAGGUGACGUGGAUGAGAUGACGAAGAGAAGGGUGUAUGAGGCGAAGGAGAAACCUGGUGCACUCUGGCACAUCUACGCUGCAAAGGAUGCGGAGAAGAUCCGAGAACUUCUCCGAAAGGUGGGGGAGGAACAGGGUCAGGAAAACCCUCCAGAUCACGACCCUAUCCAUGACCAGAGCUGGUAUCUGGACCAGGUGCUGCGCCGUCGGCUCUAUGAGGAGUACGGGGUGCAGGGCUGGUCGAUUGUGCAGUUCCUUGGAGACGCAGUGUUCAUUCCCGCUGGAGCGCCCCAUCAGGUACACAACCUGUACAGUUGCAUUAAGGUGGCAGAGGACUUUGUCUCGCCGGAGCAUGUGAAGCACUGCUUCAGACUGACGCAGGAGUUCCGACACCUUUCAACCACACACACUAAUCACGAGGAUAAGCUACAGGUGAAGAACAUAAUCUACCACGCUGUGAAGGAUUCUGUGGGAACGCUGAAAGCCCAUGAGUCGAAGCUCGUUCGCUCGUAGUUCCACCUGUACGUGGCUGACCCUAAACCUGAGCUCAGGCCAUAGUUGUUAGCCCACAGAAAGACUGGGGGAGUUGAUGGGGCACUUAUAAAGUGGUUUGGAGAGGGCUGGUGUGCUUAACAGAACAAGCUCUUCAGUUUGAGACUUCUCUCAGCUUCAGGCUAGGAUGAAGGAUGCACUUCAUCAGUGUUACAGAAAAAAUAGUUUUUUCAAACGACUUAAUUCAUUUUCCCCUCCACCCCUCCUGUAUUUAAGCCUUUGGUGUCUGUUUGUUCGUUUUUUUUUAACGUGGAAAGUUUGUUGGACUGUUGAGAAAAAAAGAAGCUAAUGGAUUUUUUAAAGGGGUAAAUUGCUUCUUUACCCCUUUUGAGUAAAUGUGAGCACUGGGUUUCUUUUUUUAGCCAACGUUAAAGGUUUGGUUUCUUCAGCCAGUGGUGGACAUGAGAUCUGAAGGGAACUAGACCAAAGUUUUGUAUUUUUAGUUUUAAUUUUCAUCUAAAAUGAAAGCGUCUUGUUCUUUCUGUUUUUUUUAUAGACCAUUAAGUAAUUUGGAAUCACUCAUGGUGAAUGCUAGGAAGACUGGCUUUGAGAUAUGGUUGUUCAAAAAUCAAAAAUUCCAGUUAUGGACUACUGGUCAUUAAUAUGUAUCAAUAUAUAUAUUGAUCUUAGCAGUGUGUAUGAUUUUUCAAAAUAAAGUUUACAAAAAAGAA